UCACAGACAUCACGCUUUAUUUCACACAAGUACACACACAAAAAAAGCUCUCUUUCCAAUUCCAUCCAUAGCUCUACUUUUUUGAUUGCCCAUUUUUUUAUGUUCCCCAUGGAAAUCAUGCCAUACCCCUCCCUUUCCUCCCUCCCGUGACUAAUUUAACCAAAACCACAUCUCAACAACAAAAAGAAUUAACAAACUCAAAUUCAUUCUCUCGACUUCCUUUCCUCACACAGUGUAUGAAAAAUAAUAAAAAUGGUGGGAAACGGUGGUGUUGAGAGCCCGUCUCCACGACCACGAAUCCACCAAACACAUCCACACGACACGCCUCACUUCCACUCCACUGUCUCCCAACACACCCUCCGCCGUUUUAACUACUUCAUUUUUAUUUUCCGUCUCUCGGCUUUUUGCUUUUCGUUAUCCGCCCUUGUGUUCAUGCUUUUCAGCACCAAGUCUGAUUCGUCUCGUUGGUAUGACUACAGUGCCUUCAGAUUUGUUGUAGCAGCAAAUGCAAUAGUUGCGUUAUAUUCAUUAUUCGAAAUGUUGGCUUCUGUUUGGGAGAUUUCUCGAGGCUCCACAAUUUUCCCUGAAUUCUGUCAAGUUUGGUUUGAUUUCGGGCACGAUCAGGUUUUUGCAUACAUGUUGCUAUCGGCGGCCUCAGCGGGGGCUCAAAUGGCAAGGCAGCUAAGAGGGGUUACCACGUGUACGGCCGAUAAUUCGUUUUGCAUCCAAUCAGAUAUUGCUGUAGCCUUGGGAUUCGCCGGAUUUGUGUCGCUAAUGAUCUCGUCGUUGCUAUCGGGAUUUAGAGUUGUUUGUUUCAUAAUCAAUGGGUCUCGAUUUCAUAUGUAAUAUUAUUGUUUAAUUAAUUGGUAGAGAGACACACCGGAUUUUAUUUUCUUCAUUUGAGCGGGUAAUGUUAGUGUGUGUUGAGGAAUUUAUAUGACACGGUAUGCCGCGUUUUGUUAUCCUUCAGUGGGUUUGUGCCACGUGGUGACGUUUAUGCUUAUCUGGCUGUCGAAGUUAAGAUAAUGUCCGUGAUUCGUUAAAAAGGGACUUGUUUGAUUAACAAUGGAUUUUCAGCUUGUAUUUUA
Erigeron canadensis is the source of this 1088-nucleotide messenger RNA. RefSeq names its product CASP-like protein 4C2. The record is from RefSeq and is a predicted model, not a curated record. The transcript is spliced from 3 exons. Lineage: Eukaryota; Viridiplantae; Streptophyta; Magnoliopsida; Asterales; Asteraceae. Bases 253 to 846 code for a protein of 197 amino acids.